AUGGGCUGGGGUGCCCUCUGUGUUGCCGGCGGCGGGGCCUACUACUUCGCAAAGCAAUCCAUCAACGCCGACCGACAAUCCCGAUUUGAAGCCGAGAUCAAGCACAAGACCCAGAUGAAAUUGAUGGAGGAAGAACACAAGCGGCAAGCGCUGGCCGUGCCCGCGCACACCAACGGCGAUCCUAGCUCGAAUCUAGCGAAGAUGGCCAAGUUCCAAAACAGUGCCGACGACGUUGCCUCGCCGAGCGUCGAGGCCUCCCACGACCCAGCAGCUACCCGUCACGAGCCUUUGACCGAGGCCGACCGUGUGUUGGAGAAGGGUAAAUAUGAGGCAGCGCAGCCAUACCGCCCUCCCUCUGGGAACCGGUUCAGUUGA
Molecule: messenger RNA, 375 nt
Organism: Penicillium salamii
Lineage: Eukaryota; Fungi; Ascomycota; Eurotiomycetes; Eurotiales; Aspergillaceae
Source: the annotation of a GenBank genome assembly